This is a messenger RNA of Plasmopara halstedii, 360 nucleotides long. RefSeq lists its product as uncharacterized. NCBI's taxonomy places the organism in Eukaryota, Oomycota, Peronosporomycetes, Peronosporales, Peronosporaceae. The record is from RefSeq and is a predicted model, not a curated record. Bases 1 to 360 code for a protein of 119 amino acids. The transcript is spliced from 2 exons.
AUGUCCCUGGAUAAGGAUGUGAUGAAGACGUUCAUGUCCAGUGAGUUUGCAAAGUUGAUGGAUGAUGUACAAAAGAUUGCAGUGGCAAAGGACACAAAAGAAUUACUUGACUUUUUAAAGGUUCCUCAUGGCAUAAAAGAAUGGCUUGAUGCUUCGAUAGACCCAGCUGAUCUGGUUGAAACGACGAAAUUUCCAAGAGUAGAAACAAAUAGCGAAUUAUUGCACAACCCGCGCAAAGCGGCAAAGAAUCUGGAAAUUUCUGGAGUAAGCCAUGCUACCUCUCUGCAGAAUCCUAUUCUCGAUGCUGAAACGACUACGGUCAAGAUUACAUCAAUCGACAUCGGAUGCAUAUCCGGAUAA